Molecule: messenger RNA, 2253 nt
Organism: Trichomonas vaginalis G3
Lineage: Eukaryota; Parabasalia; Trichomonadida; Trichomonadidae
Product: MULE transposase domain-containing protein
Exons: 1
Coding region: 1-2253 (750 amino acids)
Source: RefSeq, a predicted model, not a curated record
AUGGGAAAAUCAUCUAUAUUUAAUCAAAAAAGAGCAAACUUUACAGACGAAAAUAAAAUAUUUAUCAGGGAACAAUCUGAUAAAUACCAAAAAUCAACAUCGAGAGAUGAAAAAACGAAUAUAAUCAAACAAGUUCUUCAAUAUUUUAAUAUUAAAUACGCCGAAAAUGAAUCUAAAGCUGUCAGAAGAUAUUUUAGUUAUAUUGCAGUUAAAAAUAUUCCCGCAGUUACUGGAAAAUAUCCUGAUACAAUUGUUCGCAAAGAUAUGCUUUAUUCGCAUGAUCAUACAAAUAUUAUUAAUUCAAAUAAUAUUGAACGUUACUACCGUUGCAUCGAUCAUUCUUGUCAAGCACGUUAUUUAGUUAAAAUUGAGAACAGUUCAGUUUCCGAAGAUUUACAAAAGGAACAUAUACCCGAAUGCAGACAAUUUAAAAAGUUACAAAAUGAAAAAAAUGAUCUUCAUAAAUCAAUGACUCUGACAGAAAUAUACAAUAAGGCAAUGGCAAAAUUUUCUGAAGACAACGGCACUUUUCAGCAGAUUAAAAAAUUUAUGACAGAACUUGCUGUUGGUACUGAUGAAAACCCAUUAAUUAAAGAUUCAUUGGUCAGGGAAGUUUAUAAUAAGUCCAGAAAAUUUUCUGUUGGAGAAAAAAUUACAGACGAUGAAAUUGCUAAUUUUUGUUUAAUAAAUGGCGAGCAGUUUUUCAUUGGCCAUGAUUUUCAAGCAAAUUGUGAGACGAUGUUUUUUGGUUUUGAGAAGGCAAUUCAAUUUGCAAAAGAAGCCACAGAUUUAUUUUGCGAUGGAACUUUUAAAAUUACACCAAAACAUUUUCAAAAAGGACAGAUGCUAACAAUUAUGAUUUGUGAACCUUCAACAAAUCAAUAUCUACCACUUUUAUUUAUAUUCAUGAAAAACCGCACAUUUGAAUCUUAUAAGAAGGCAUUUGAAUAUAUUUUUACUGUCAAGGGUAUUCAAUUUUCAAAGCUAAUUCAAAUUCAUUGUGAUUUUGAAAAGGGAAUGAUAGAGGCACUUCAACAAAUUUUCCCUAAAGUCCGUAUAAUUGGAUGCCUAUUUCAUUUCAAACAAGCUUUACACAGGAAACUUGUAGCACUUUAUACAAAAAAUUUCAAUACUUUACAAAAUUCUUUAUUUAAGCUAUAUUCUAUUACUCCAUUCAUGUCUCAUGAAGAAUUUGUACUUACAAUGCAUAUAAUUAAUCAAAAUAAAGUUGAUUCGAUCAAAGAUUAUAUUGAUUAUUUCAACAAAGUUUGGUUGCCGCACUACAAUUUAAUAUCUCAAUAUAAUAAUGCAACUGCAAUAUUCACUAAUGAUUGCCUCGAGAGUAUGCAUUCAGAAUUUUCUUCGUUAAAACAUCCAAACAUUUAUGAAGCUAUUAAGAAGAUAUCUCAAAUCCAAUUAGAUAAAUAUAACGCCAUCAAAAAUAACCAGAAGAUCGAGCGCCAUAUAAAAACCGUUAUCACUGAUAGCUACAAAAAUUAUAUUCUUGACUGCUUUCAAAAAGAACUUGAGAAAACAAUUUUUUCUAUCAAACAAUACAACGUAAGUGAUCUUUCUUUGGCUCAGAACGAGAUUUCUCCAUAUGGUUCCAUAGAAUCGAGUUCAUUGUUCGAAAAUAUUCCAGUUCAUGAUGCAGAUAUACUCAAAUCGAUCGAUCUAACAGAUAAAGAUACAAUGAUCACUAAGUUUAUUAAUGAAAAAAGAGAAAAAAUUAUGGCAUUAUUUAAUGAAACAUUAAAUCAUCCAGAUUUUAAUUCAUCCACUCCAAUUCAAACUAAUUUUGAGCAAGCCGAUACAAAUCAAGGUUCAGAUGCUCCAAUUCGCUCCGAAAAUUCAAAUAUUGCAGACUCUACAGAUUUAGAACCAGAAAAUCAAAACCAUCCUUCUACAAAUCAAAUGUCUAGUAAUCUAGAACAUAAGCUGGACCUUCUUGAUCAUAUUGAAAAACAAUUAUCGAAAAUGCGCUCGUUAUUGGGAAUUCUUCCUACUACAAAUGCUAUUGUUGGGCCGUCAAAACAAGUUUCAGUUAAUAGCAAGCAAAAUUCUGAAAAAAAUAAGAAAAAAUCUUCCAUAACAACAAAAUCAAACAAUACAAAACAAAAUUCAUCCGACAAUCCUCCUAAACGUAAAGCUCCUAUUUCGGAAAGGAUUCUCAGCGAUAAUAACUUAUAUUUUCAAGUUCAUCGAAAGAGAUCGAAAAGCAAACGUUCCACAUCUACAGAGAAAAAGAAUUGA